UAGAACACCCCCUUAAUUAACAGCGUUCAAGCAGGGCAGGUGAGAGUGUGGGUCUGGAGGGAGACCGACCACAGACCAGCCAAAAAGCUUCGGGCAUUGCUCUCUCCUUUGUCAUUGCUUGUCCAGAAGCCGAGACGGAAAGAGGCGAGUUUUGCGUGGACUCGGGCGGUGACAGACGCGACGCUUCCCCCUCUCUCUCUCUCUCUCUCUCUCUCUGCGUCUUCCCCGGCCGUCGCUCCCGUCCCGUCUCCCCCGGCCCACGCCCACCGCCACGCCCAGCCACUACACCGCAGGAGGCAGAGCACACGAUGUGCUGCUGCUCCCACCGUGGAACACGCGCGGCUCGGCUCCCGAGGCGCGGAGUUGUAAAUGCAAAGCAGCGACGCUCCCCCGGGCGGGUCCCGCCGUCAAAUCCGCCGCGGCCUGGGUCCCACGGCCGCCCUUGCGACCCUCGUCGCUCUCUCCACUUCCCCUUUUCGUAAUUCCUUCCGCGCUUUCCGAGUUUUUUUUUCCCCUUCUUCUCUGUGCUGCUCCGGCUCCGGCUUCCGCUCCCCCCCGCGCCGCAACCACCCGCGCCCCUCGCCUGUCGCCGGCGGAGCGCGCCGCUGGAGGAGGUGGAGAGGCCAAAGAUGGCUGCGGCCCCCGCCUUCCAGCCAUUCACCAUACGGGGGUUCGCGGCGGGGAUGCGGGCCGUGGACGCGUCCAAGUGCUGGCCUUUCGGCGGCGGCGGGAAUGGGGAGCCGUCGCUCCCGCCGAUGGAGCUGCCGAAGCGGUCGCGGUGGUGGGCGCACAAGCUGGCGGCGGAGCGGGCUCGGCUGGAAUCUCGCGCGACCGGUACAGAGGAUGCUGGAGGCGGCGUCGGGGGAGGAGAUGGUUCCGGGACGGGGACGAAGAGGAAGGGGUCCCUCGGGAGGGUCAGAGCUGAGAGGGCCAGGAAACGACGGCGAUCUCUCCAAUUUGGCCUCCUUGCGAAGCGUAAGGAGAAAACCUCAUCUUGUUUACUUCACUAUGUGUUACAUAAGCAACUGUUGAGAAAACACAAAGGUUCUACCUUGCGAGCACAGAGAGAACUCUCAGCAUGGAAUAAGUUUCAAAAUACAAAUGAUUGCAUGCCAACUCAUGGUAACAGUUUGAAUAAGCAGUAUAUCAGAGGAAUGGAUCCUUCUACUGGUACCCCUGUCAGGAAAAAGGCAGCAAACUCUUCUGCGAAUAAACAAAAUGUAAAGACCAGUGAGCCAACUAUUAAUCCUGUAAAUCCUGGCUGUGAAUCAGCGAAGAAUGUAACCCACCCUCCCAAGGAUGAUAUUUUUGGAGAUCUCCCUCUUUUGGAAAGUCCUAAAAUCAUGUUUCAUACCGCAGUUGAUGAACUCCCUACUGUAAUAGAAGAUUCUUUUGUAACAGAUCAAAGUGGAGCAGAUACCAUAUCAGAAAAUGUGUCCUUGAAACUAAUACCUUCUGACAUGCCAGUGCAGACAUCAUCCAACCUUGAAGACUUGGUGAAAAAGGAAGGAGCUCCUGCCAAAAAGUCAAUAUGCAUCUUACACAAUGAUGCAAAAAAGAGCCUACCCCCCUCUGCUGAUUUUGAUUGCCUAAAUCAAAGUAGUGUCAACAUGGUGAAAACAGGUCUCAGUGAUAGUCAGGUGAAAUCCAAUGAUGUUCCUGCCUUAAGUUCUUAUUCUAACGACGGUCUAAAGUCUGGUUCUAGCAACAGAGCCAACACUCAACAAGAUUUUUUCUGUAUGAAUACAAACUACUGUCAGGAAAUAAGAAAAUCCGCUACUUUUUCGGCUACAAGUUCAGUCACUGUAAGAACCAGAAUGGGAGCAUUUGAAAGUGACAGAGAUACGACAUUUAAUGGCAAGAAGAGCACCGGUACCUCUUGUGCAUUGGUUCCAACUAAGUGCCAUAUUUCAUCUGAAGGCAGUGUUUUGUCCUCAGCACUACCGCAGGGUUCUGCCAGUGCAGCAACCAGUGCGGAUGGCAUGUCUUCUUGCAAGAGAAUACCUUCCCAGGACAGUAUUCCCACUUCUGGUCUCAUUGGUAGCUUUGCAAGUAACCUGUGCCAUGAAGGUAGUAAAUCUGUUGAUACAUGCACACCGUUAUCAAAAGAGGACCAGGGUAGCUGGUACCCAAAACUUCACCCAGUUUGCACUCCAGCAAGCAUUGGUUCAGCUUUUAUGAAGCUACCUGGUCUUGAAAGGAUGGAGAUCUCAAGCUGCAACCUUGAAACAGGUGAUAACAGGUUUACCAAUGGGCGGCCAUCAAAUAUAAUAAGAUGCGAGAAACAGCAGGUGGUGAUUGGUGUGCCCAAUACAGUGCAAGGUCAGAGAAAAACUGGUUUCAGUGAUUCUCAAGUUCGGGAAAAAAAUUUAAAUGGUUAUUUACGGCAAGAUGUUUAUCAUCCGCGCCAACCCACAGUGCGCUUGAUGGGCAAGACUGUCUCACUUUGUGAGAGUAGCAAGGAGCACAGGGUGUCAACUAUGGGUAAAGUGUGGAUUGACAAUACCAUUAUUGAAGACCACCCACCAUCAGCUUCAUGCCAUUUUCCUCAAAAGAGAUUGUUUCCUUGUCCGGAUUCUGUGACACCAAGUGCUCAUGUCAAUGAAUCUCUAGAUAUCUUACAGAGGAUUCCCAGUGCUACUCUACAAGAGGCAAGGGGUACUAUGGGUAAUGUUCAAAACCAUAGGCUACAACCAAUAAAUAGUGCUUCUUCAACUGCUAGAGAUUGCAUUUGGAACUCUGGCAGCCAAUCUAUUCGUCAAGCUGAAGUAAAAAAGGCGACCACUGUUGAUGUCAACUCCAGGGCCAGGCAUAUGGACCUACAUCAACCGCCACAGCCACAGGUGGUAUGCACAUCCCAGAAUCAGCACUGUCGGUUAAGCACUCCUGCAUCAAUCUUACAAGGAAAAUAUUGCAAUUUGUUGGGUCCAGCAGUAACUCAAUCUUCUUCCUUUACACAAUGGGUUCUAAAUACGGGCAUUCAGGAAAAGUACCAGAAAUCCACUUUGUUUUCUUAUGAUGAUCCUAGCACUUCUCCUAUUUACCAGUCAUGCCAGGUACCUGGAGCAAAGUUGUCUUCCACAUCAAUCAUAUCUUUUCUAGACUGUGCUACUGAUAAUGCUGAGUUUAGUAGAUCCCUACCACAUGCAUACCCUUCUCUUGCUUCUAGUUUUCCAAUUAAUUUUGUUUCAACCGUUAGCCCUACAUGUACCAUCAAACCUACAAACACAGGUUGCAUAAAGGGUGCUGUUUUCGCCAAUCAAAGAAACAAGAGACCAGCUUACAUCAAUAGUGUUGCACGUGAACCUGCAAAGAAACUUAUGGUGAACAAAGAGGACUUAACGGCACCACUGUUUGGAGACAUGAAACGGCAUUCACUUGGCUGGUCACUGGAUGAUGCAAUUGGUCCUCGGAUACUUGAUUUUGGUAGUAAAGUAGCAGGACAUGGUUUGGAAAUGGCAAUAAACGAAAGUAAUAAUGUGAGGGCCAGUUCAGGUCCAGUUCCUGUUCUUGAAACAAGGUCGAUUACUGGAAGGCUGCCAACAGGAGCUAAAGCCAUGUUGAUGCCAGAUCAAACUCUUAGUGAUCACUCCAAGCUGUUAUAUUCCACUAAAUUUUCAGUUGAUAACAGUAUAAAUUCAGCUGCAUUAUAGUGGAAAGCAAGAAACAAACUGCCAAGUGUUCUCGUUUCAGCUUCAGUUGUGGAGUUUUUGGUGUAUGAAUAGUCGCAAGGAUACUGCCAGCGGAAGAUAUUGUAACAAAUCUUCGACAUUAAAAAACGUGCAAUUUUAGCUAUUACCGGAGUACUUCUAUUCUUGUAACUUCUCCUAUCAAACUUGGAGAAUACUUGAUAUGAUAUCAAAUAUACUUAUAUACUAUCAUGCCAUAUCUGA
Oryza brachyantha (malo sina) is the source of this 3893-nucleotide messenger RNA. RefSeq lists its product as uncharacterized. NCBI's taxonomy places the organism in Eukaryota, Viridiplantae, Streptophyta, Magnoliopsida, Poales, Poaceae. The transcript has 3 exons. The record is from RefSeq and is a predicted model, not a curated record. The coding region runs from base 630 to 3653 and encodes 1007 amino acids.